GCUUCCGCCAUCUUGUCCUCGUCCGCAGGUUGUGGCGUCCAGGCCGCAAGACAAAUCGGUUGCCUUUUCCCUUGUGUCAUGGGCCGUUCGCGGAGCCGGAGCUCUUCUCGCUCAAAACAUGCCAAAAGCGGCAAACACAACAAAAAGCGGAGCCGCUCCCGGGAGAAGGAGCGAGUUAGAAAACGCUCGAAGUCAAGAGAGAGUAAGAGGAACCGGCGCCGGGAAUCGCGCUCUCGGUCGCGCUCAAACACUGCCUCUCGAAGGGAGAGAGAGAGAGCGGCCUCACCGCCCGACAGAAUCGAUAUAUUCGGGCGCACGGUGAGCAAGAGAAGCAGCCUGGACGAGAAACAAAAGCGGGAGGACGAGGAGAAGAAAGCGGAGUACGAGAGGCAGCGUAGGAUUCGCCAGCAAGAAAUUGAAGAAAAACUCAUAGAAGAGGAGACGGCACGGAGGGUGGAAGAAUUAGUUGCCAAGCGUGUCGAGGAAGAGUUAGAGAAGAGGAAAGAUGAAAUAGAGCGAGAGGUUCUACGCAGGGUUGAGGAAGCUAAGCGCAUCAUGGAAAAGCAGUUGCUCGAAGAACUCGAGCGACAGAGGCAGGCCGAGCUAGCUGCACAAAAAGCCAGAGAGGAAGAAGAAAGAGCAAAACGUGAGGAGUUAGAGCGAAUACUUGAAGAGAAUAACCGUAAAAUUGCUGAUGCUCAGGCAAAACUGGCUGAGGAGCAAUUGAAAAUUGUUGAAGAGCAAAGGAAAAUUCAUGAGGAGAGGAUGAAACUAGAGCAAGAAAGGCAACGACAACAAAAAGAAGAGCAAAAAAUCAUACUGGGCAAGGGAAAAUCAAGACCAAAAUUGUCUUUCUCAUUGAAAAGCCCAGAUUAAAUGGCUAACAGAACAUUUCUCACCAAAUCAAGACUGUAUGGUAGCUUCAUGUUGAAGUGUCCCCCCUUUUUUUCCCUGUUUGUUUUGUUUUUUUUACUACUGGAUGUUAUUUUGUUCUAAAAGGGGCUGUGCUCUAAAUUCCAUAUUUUUUUAAUAUAAUUUUUCUUCAGCUGACGUCAAAUCCUUAACCGAUCAUACAUGGUUUUUUCUUACAGAAAUAGUUGAUUGCCAGUUCUGAAUUGGCUAGUUAACUGUUAAUGAGUCAGUAUGAUCUGUUAAGGUUUUAACUAACCCUACUAUCAUUUUCUUUCCUUUUUGUUUUUUAAUGACAUUUGAAAGAAACAUAAGAUGGUAUUAGACAUCUUUAAACCUACCACAGUAUUGUCAAUGCUCUGUAGUGUAUUAAAGAGUCAUUGUCCCCAUGAUGCUAUAUCUCUUGCUCUUGAUGUUCCGGUACAGGUAAGGAUACAGAUGUGUAACAAAAUUCUAAUUUAAAUCCUCUGUAGUUCAGUAUUGUCUGUUCAAAAUUGUUUUUAAUGACAUUGACUCAUGCAGCUUUUCCCCAUAAUGUAAAUACACCAAUUUGCUGAAUAAAGUCUUAAAUGCUUCACGUAUGUUGUGAAUAUUUUAAGGUAUCUAUUAUGGAUUGGUAUUUAGACUUCUUGCUUUAUCCGGCACUUUCCCAAGAAAACCCAUAGGUGUAUGCAUAUUUAAUCAUUUCUUUUUUUAUAAGAAAAAGCUUGCUGUUAUGUGAAUGUUAGUCUUCUGCUGGCCGAGCCCUAUUUUACAGCUGCGGUAUCGUGUUUAAACAGCUGGUUGGCUUAACUGCCUUAGACAAAUGCCUGAAUACCUAACGCCUUCUAAUUAUAACAUAAAGACGCAUGUAGCUGCAAUCAAGUAAAUUCAUCAUCUCCAGUAGAAGUAGCGUUUUGGAACUUAACAAAUGUUUCUCAAAAUGAAGAGCAGACAUUGCUGGAACUAUAAAAUAACGGUCCUAUCAAUGCAAAUGUUUAACAAUUCCAAUUCCUUCCACAAUACUGCCAUACAUAUGUUUUCAUUCAUGCAAAAAAUGAUUGUGCUCUUGUUUACAUUUCUGCAAAAAGAUUUAAGUGUUCAUGCCCUGAAAACCUGUUAAAUAAACUUUUUUUUUUAGUCCGC
Molecule: messenger RNA, 2034 nt
Organism: Xenopus tropicalis (tropical clawed frog)
Lineage: Eukaryota; Metazoa; Chordata; Amphibia; Anura; Pipidae
Gene: arglu1
Product: arginine and glutamate rich 1
Biological process (GO): positive regulation of DNA-templated transcription
Cellular component (GO): chromosome; nuclear speck; nucleus
Source: RefSeq, marked provisional